CACUGAAAAUGAAUCAGCGUGUGAGCGAGCUAGAUAGCACAAGCGCCUAAGCCGAAAAAUAGUUAUCUGUUUGCCUUAGAAUUAAAUAUCUCGUUAUCAAUAAAAAAAAAUUGCACAUUUCGCGAGUUGUGUCACAUUAUCUUGUACACGCAUAUAUACAUAAACGGACACUAGAUCGCAAAAGCGUGUGUGAAAUUUGCACAGACAGCAACAACAGUUUUUUGUGCGCAGCAAACAAGUGCACACUGAGUACUCAGCAAACAUUGUUGCACAGCAACAGCAACGGCAACGGCAAGCGCAGAUAUAGCAAUUGGUGCUGUAAAACGGAAGUUGUUGUCGUAGUUAACGUCGCGGGCAGAGGCGGCAGAGGCUAGUGCUACAGUAAUUGUAUAUAUAUAUAUAUUUAUGUAUAUAUUGUCGCUGCUCCCCCAGCACCGCUCAAAAGCAACAAUUUGACGACAACCAAAAAACGAAACGCACGCUCGCACCUUUGCUACCUGAGCGGAGUCCGACGCAGGGAGAGAGCAAGAGAGAGAGAGAGAGAAAGACCACAAACAGACACACACACGCAGAUACGAGUUGUUUGUUGGCACAAAGGUUAUCAGCAAUAACAAAGAACAACAACAAAAGCUUUCUGCAAGAACUGCAACUGCAACCCAAAAGCAAUCGCCGAACAACGCCUAAAACUAGUGAUUUUUUUUUUCUGCUGCUGUUAAGAGAGCGCCAGUGUGAGAGCGCAAGAGAGAGAGAGAGAGAGAGCAUCGCGUUUUAAAUAAACAUUUGCAACAACAACAAUAACAAGAGCAGCAGCAGCAACAACUGAACCACCUCGUCCCCCCGCCUACGCCAGUAACUAACAGCGCCUGGUUUUAAAUAAGCCCCCCUUCCACGCCCGCACACCAGCAUACACAUAUAUAAAUAGUUCGACACACACACACACACACACAUAUAUAUAUAUAUAUAUAUAUAAGAUGCGUGAAUACAAAAUUGUUGUUUUGGGCAGCGGCGGCGUCGGCAAAUCCGCUCUAACUGUACAAUUUGUGCAAUGCAUUUUCGUGGAAAAAUAUGAUCCCACCAUUGAGGACAGCUAUCGCAAACAGGUGGAGGUAGACGGUCAGCAGUGUAUGCUGGAAAUAUUGGAUACCGCCGGCACGGAACAGUUUACAGCCAUGCGGGAUCUCUAUAUGAAGAAUGGCCAAGGCUUUGUGCUUGUCUAUUCGAUAACGGCGCAAUCCACGUUCAAUGAUCUGCAGGAUCUGCGAGAGCAAAUAUUGCGCGUCAAGGAUACGGACGAUGUGCCCAUGGUGCUGGUUGGCAAUAAAUGCGAUCUGGAGGAGGAGCGCGUCGUUGGCAAGGAUCUGGGCAAGAGUUUGGCCAAUCAAUUCAAUUGCGCGUUCAUGGAGACCUCAGCCAAAGCCAAAGUGAAUGUGAAUGAUAUUUUCUACGAUUUGGUACGGCAGAUCAACAAGAAGUCACCCGAAAAGAAACAAAAGAAACCGAAAAAGUCCCUAUGUGUUCUGCUAUAAGACUUCCAAAAAAAAAAAAAAAAUCAUUAAAAAAAAACCAACAUAAACAAAAAAUCGAAGGAAAGCAUACAAAACCCCGAAAAGUUAAGAUUGUCAAAAUUGCAAUAACCAAGCUACAAUAUAUACAAAAAAAAAAAAA
Molecule: messenger RNA, 1665 nt
Organism: Drosophila virilis
Lineage: Eukaryota; Metazoa; Arthropoda; Insecta; Diptera; Drosophilidae
Gene: Rap1
Product: RAS oncogene family member Rap1
Biological process (GO): Rap protein signal transduction; cellular response to cAMP; negative regulation of synaptic vesicle exocytosis
Cellular component (GO): plasma membrane
Molecular function (GO): GDP binding; GTPase activity; GTP binding
Source: RefSeq, a predicted model, not a curated record